This is a messenger RNA of Dentiscutata erythropus, 554 nucleotides long. NCBI's taxonomy places the organism in Eukaryota, Fungi, Glomeromycota, Glomeromycetes, Diversisporales, Gigasporaceae. The record is from the annotation of a GenBank genome assembly.
AAGAAAAAGAAAAAAUGGAUUAUGAUCCUCUCGUGGAUUCGGGAAACAAGGACAAACAAUUUAAUAUCGAGUUUCUUGUUAUCCCUAUCCAUGAAUUUUUUGGAUUUCCAACCAACUAUCUUAGGUAUGAAGAGUUUAAAAAUGUUUCUUUUAAUAUUCGAGUAUCCGAUCCCAAGGCCAAAACAUAUAAAGACAUAAAAUUGCAAGAUAAAGUUAGUGAUUAUUUUGAUAAAAAGCCUGUAACAGGUUCUACAUUAAUCUUGAACAUUCAUCUGCCUUUGCUAAGAAGAAGAGAAAAAAGACGGCAAAACCGCACUCCACCACCAACCUACGAAGAAGUUUUAUCAAUGCUAAAUAUAAGUCACCGUGAAUCUCCUGCCGGUCAAAGAGAUCGAUCUGCAUCCCUGGCCCAGAGAAUUCCUACCAAAAGAGACGAAACUACUAAUCGAGAUAAUAUAAAUAAUGUAAAUGAUGCGGAUGGGAAUUCAGGCCAUAAUACUAAUGAUGUAGGUAGAAAUUUAGAUAAUGCGACAUACUCAUCUUUAUCUAAUUUG